Zymoseptoria tritici IPO323 is the source of this 961-nucleotide messenger RNA. RefSeq names its product 40S ribosomal protein S5. The record is from RefSeq and is a predicted model, not a curated record. Lineage: Eukaryota; Fungi; Ascomycota; Dothideomycetes; Mycosphaerellales; Mycosphaerellaceae. Gene Ontology annotation, biological process: ribosomal small subunit assembly; translation. Gene Ontology annotation, cellular component: cytosolic small ribosomal subunit; ribosome. The transcript is spliced from 3 exons. Gene Ontology annotation, molecular function: mRNA binding; rRNA binding; structural constituent of ribosome. Bases 97 to 738 code for a protein of 213 amino acids.
ACCACACCUCUUCGACUCGGCGACUUCACUAACACACCACAGCACUCCUUCGUUGCACCAUACCCUUCCCAACCGGUCCAACAGUCGAUUGCGAACAUGUCUGACGGAGAGGUCGAAGUCGAGGCCGUCCAGGCCUACCCGGUCCUCCCAAAGGAUGUCACCGCCGAGAUUGGAAGCAUCAAGCUCUUCAACAAGUGGUCGUACGAGGAUGUCGAGAUCAGGGACAUUUCCCUCACCGAUUACAUCCAGAUCCGACAGCCGGUCUACAUCUCCCACAGCGCAGGACGAUACGCCGUCAAGCGUUUCCGCAAGGCACAAUGCCCCAUCAUUGAGCGCCUCACCAACUCCCUCAUGAUGAACGGCCGCAACAACGGAAAGAAGCUCAUGGCCGUCCGCAUCGUCGCCCACGCUUUCGAGAUUAUCCACAUCAUGACCGACCAGAACCCCAUCCAGAUCGCCGUCGACGCCAUUGUCAACUGCGGUCCCCGCGAAGACAGCACCCGUAUCGGUUCCGCAGGUACCGUCCGUCGCCAGGCCGUCGAUGUGUCGCCACUCCGCCGUGUCAACCAGGCCAUCGCACUCCUCACCAUCGGCGCCCGCGAGGCCGCUUUCCGCAACAUCAAGAGCAUCGCCGAGUGCUUGGCGGAAGAGCUCAUCAACGCCGCCAAGGGUAGCAGCAACAGCUACGCCAUCAAGAAGAAGGACGAGUUGGAGCGUGUGGCCAAGAGCAACAGAUAGACGGGAUGCAUGGGAGUACUUGACAGCAUGAAACGGACGGUGUUGGUGGUUGUGGCCAGGUUUGGCCCAGGCGCGGCUCCUUCUUCUCACACCCGUAGGCAGGUCGGGCAGACACAGAUGGACGCCUGCUCCUCCUCCCUUUUUUCGCUGGCGCUUGAUGUGAAGUGCAUACUGCUGUAAUUACGGCUCGCCACGAAUACUUCAAUCAAAACUUCAGAACGAA